Molecule: messenger RNA, 2067 nt
Organism: Protopterus annectens (West African lungfish)
Lineage: Eukaryota; Metazoa; Chordata; Ceratodontiformes; Protopteridae
Gene: TMEM272
Product: transmembrane protein 272
Exons: 6
Coding region: 243-806 (187 amino acids)
Source: RefSeq, a predicted model, not a curated record
CUUUAAGUGCAGUCAACUGUGGUGCAGUAUUGAGAGAAGCUGAUAGAGUGAACAGGGAAGUCACUUCUCUACAGGCUGUUUGUUCAUAUACCAAGCUGCAGUACUUAGUGCAGUAUCUUGUCUAAACUACAGGAAAACUCAACCCUCAAAAGGAAUACUUGGAAGGGUAUACAGUCCCUUGUGCUCUAACAAAAGCAACAGCUUGCAGAAUAAAGUAAUAGAUUAAGAUCAGACUGAAAACAAUGGUUGCUGGUCUAGAAAAGGCUUGUCACAGGUGCAUUUCUAAAAUUGCUGGCAAUGCUUGUUUUAUUUUUGGACUACUUGCCUUCCUUGCAGUACCACUCUCUAUGUCCUUUGUAGGCAUGAAGUUUCUGGAAGACUGCCCAAUUCAACCACUUAUUCCUUUGUAUUUGUUAAUUGGAGGAAUUGUUGGCAGUUUAAAGAUUAUUCUUUUACUGUAUGACUCAGCAAGAAUGAGACAGCUGCUCUCCAAGUCAGUAAUGAUUCACGAUGAUGACGACGAUGAGUAUCCAUGGCGACAGAAUGCUCACAAGUAUUACAUCCAUGUGGUUGUCAGCCUUUUCCUCUUCAUCUGGUUUGUGUUGGGAAACUACUGGGUGUUUUCCAUCUACAUGCCUAACUUUAUCCCGCCUUUCCACCAGCCUCAGGAUUUCUGCAACAAAACGGUGUACCUUUUUGCUGUUGGUGUGCUGCUCCUUAGUCACACGGUCCUGGCGCUGCUCCUGUUCUGCACCUGCUGUGUGUAUUGCUGCUCCAGGAAAAGAUAUUUUACUGACGAUGACUAAGGACUUUAUAAAGAAGACAUAUACUCAACGAGAAGAUUACUCAAAGCUUUUAAUAUCAUGAGCAACGCAGGACUUAACUUACAUCAUUUCUACUGUUUUGCUGUCUAAAUAUUUUUAAUAAUUUUAGGAAUAAUUUAAAGACCUAGUUUCAAAGGUAUAUAAAAUGAGCAGACAGCAGGAACAAGAAAGCUGACUUUCUGGGAGAUUUCUUUGUUAACAAGGGAAACAUCAAAGAAGGCUCAACAGCCUUUCCUGCAUUUAAUACCCAAACACAAGUUUCAUAGUGCAUGGUCAAAGAAACGCAAACUUUUAUAGUGAAGUAUUAAGGGCUUGUUUUAUGGUAUCAAAGCACCAUUUACUUGUACCUGACUUACUGACCACAAGUCUGUCACCCCAUCCGGCCAUUUCAUAUUAUUAAAAAAAAAUUAACUGAAAGCCAUUUUAGCAAAGGGGCUAUACUCCUCUGUACCUCUAAACUAGGGGCUCUUCCCCUGCAUGCCUGAUCUCUGAUUAAACUAUCUCUGUGGCCAAAUCAGUUCAGAGAAAAAGGAAAUAAAUUCAUUCCCUUUUCUAUGGGAUGGUGCAGCCUUUGUGCGGCAGAGCCCCCACAUGGUAAGUUAUAGUGGGCACAGCCACUUUGUGGAAAGCAUGUUCUGUUUUGCUGCAUUUAUUUAUGUCUAUCACAAUGACCUAUUAUGUGGUGGUAACCUUGUCUUCAGUCAUUUGGGUGUGUUAAUUAUCUCACUGGUAAAAUCAAAAAGACCCAUAAUUAAAAUAUAUACAGUUUUUUAUAAGAUGUGGCUAAACAUAUCCUACAGUCAUAUAAAAUCUCCCUCCAAAAUAUAUUAUUUUUAGGUAAAAGAAGCAAACUUAAGCCAACACUGACCCCUAAUAAUUGAUUUUUUCACCAACAUGUCCCUGCUGCUACGUUUGGAAACCAUGUUUGGUAUGCUGCUACGGUAACGUACUUAGUGACUGGGGUUUGCAGAAAACAUAGAUAAAUCUAUUAUGCAUGUUCUUUUGUAAGUACCAACUUAUAAUAAUUAAUUGCAGCACUGCCGGAUUUUUAAUAAUGUUAGAGUUUGGUUUAGGUUACUUUUCCAUUGUUUUAUUUCUGUGUAGCUUUUGAAGAAACAAAGCUUUCCAGGUAAUGUAGUUAAGGCAAUCUGUAUAUCAUUUUCUUAGUCAUUGUUAUGCUGUAUUCUGCAAUGAUGACAGAACAUUUCAUUUUUAUUCAAUACACUUUAAAUUAUCCACCUAA